Hypanus sabinus (Atlantic stingray) is the source of this 1173-nucleotide messenger RNA. Its product is annotated as microfibrillar-associated protein 2-like. The transcript has 7 exons. The record is from RefSeq and is a predicted model, not a curated record. Gene Ontology annotation, cellular component: microfibril. Gene Ontology annotation, biological process: embryonic eye morphogenesis. The coding region runs from base 302 to 673 and encodes 123 amino acids. Lineage: Eukaryota; Metazoa; Chordata; Chondrichthyes; Myliobatiformes; Dasyatidae.
GAGGAGAGAUUGGGAAUUUUGGCUCCGGACUCAGCCCUUCUGACUCACCCGUGGACCUGAGCCGACGAACAUACCAAGGCGAUGCGGUAAUUAGCAUGUGAGGCCUUGUGAGGCCAUCCAGGGGCUGGGUACGAUCAACAGUCUUCUCCGAAACACCCUGAGUCCCCGUGCGGACUCGCAGUAUUCUCCUUUUGAAGCCCGAUCACCAGGAUUUCUGUUCAGAUUUCGUAAUUGUUCAUCUUUCAAUUUGGACGGUGAUCCAGGGAGUCCUCGCCGAAUAUUAACGCAGUUCGGGGAAGAAAUGUUUCAGAGAAGAAAGUUUGCCUCAUUCCUGAGUGUCGUUGCUCUGCUGCCCUGCCUGGUGGCCCAGGACACCCCAGAUGUGUCAGAGGCAGAAACCAUUCCGACCGAUUUCACACCUAUUCACGACGAAUGCCGAGAGGAACAAUACCCUUGCACCCGGCUAUACUCAAUCCACCACCCUCUCAAGCAAUGUUUACAUAAAAUGUGUUUCUACAGCCUCAGACGGAUGUACGUGGUGAACAAAGAAAUCUGCCAUCGGACUGUCUGCGAAGACGAGGAACGAAUUAAAGCUGACCUGUGCCGCAAGAUGCAGGGAUGGCCAACCAGGGUCCGUCGCACCAACCGGGGAAGGAGUCACGUGCAGUGCUAGCACCCCCUCUCCCCUGAGGGGACCAGCACCCAUGGGUGCGGGUCGAGGGGAGGUGUCUCACAGCCGCCAACAGCUUUGGCGCAGGAAUGCCCCUCUCCUUCCUGGGAAGCAACCCAACACGCCCUCGCCCUGCCCCUACCCCCACCUCUGAGGGCAUCCUCCCUGAUCACCUGCUGUCCCUUCCUCCACACUUUGGACCAAAGCCUUCCUGCCCCCUUUCCCGCCCACCAGGGGGGCAUGCUCGGACCUCGGAGCCAGAACGUCUUUCUCCCUGCCUGUAGACAUCUCUCUGUCUAUGUGUGUGUGUGUGCGUGCGUGUUUAUAUAUAUAUAUAUAUAUAUAUUUGGCCCUGCAGAUCUUGAGGCCUUAUAAUCGGCCGUCCAAUUGUCUGCCUGUGCAAUUUCUUGUGGCUCUUGCAACCUAUUGUCCAAUUAUCUCUCUGUUGUUUGCCGUGGGAGCCCUCAAUUGGUCAAAUGACACCCACCCUCCCCCACCCCAAC